Molecule: messenger RNA, 3272 nt
Organism: Haliaeetus leucocephalus (bald eagle)
Lineage: Eukaryota; Metazoa; Chordata; Aves; Accipitriformes; Accipitridae
Gene: ELOA
Product: transcription elongation factor B (SIII), polypeptide 3 (110kDa, elongin A)
Exons: 13
Coding region: 1-2433 (810 amino acids)
Biological process (GO): transcription elongation by RNA polymerase II
Cellular component (GO): elongin complex; nucleus
Molecular function (GO): protein binding
Source: RefSeq, a predicted model, not a curated record
AUGCGAGGACAGACGCCCUCAGCCGAGUCCCAAGAGACAUGGAAAGGGCUGGAUUCAGCCGUGGUGGAGCCGUUGGGAGACAACGGGAAUAGUUUCCUGCCCGGCCGGGGCCACGGUCCGUGGGGUGAGGCGGACGACCCGCCGCCUCCGAGCCGCGGCAACGGGCUGCUGAAAAGUCUGAAGAGGCUGUCUGAGUUGCCCAUCACAGUUGACAUUCUUGUGGAGACAGGUGUUGGGAAGACUGUGAACAGUUUACGGAAGCACGAGUUUGUAGGAGACUUUGCGAAGAACCUUGUAGCCAGGUGGAAGAAGCUAGUGCCAGUAUCCCAAGAGGCAGACAGAAAUAACCUAGAUUCUGAAGACCGUGACUAUGAGAGGAGCAGCUCAAGCAAAAGGCAUCAAGAACCCUCCCUCAGAGAGGAUGAAGAACCUGACCAGGAGUAUUCAGAACCCUUCCAGCCAUCUUGCAGCCAGUCCUAUAGCCCAGAUCACAGGGAAAAGAAGUCCAAAAGGUAUCCUAGGCCUGAGAGAGCCCAUGAGACUUACGGCUAUAGUAGCCACGAGGGGAAGGGUUGGGGCAGAUCUUCCCCAGUGCUCUCUUCAGAUCAGGAGUACUCGGACUAUGGACAAGCUGUGUCACCUGAGCCAAGUGAGAGCCCUCAGGAUAUGUACACAGACCCUUAUGCCUCUGAGGAGCAGGAAGAACCAACAGUAUUUCAUCGGAAAGCCAGUAAAGGCCACAGCUUUCAGGAGAAGUUGGGGGGAGGCCGGGAGAGGAACCCUGGUGAGUUCUGCAACAAAGGGAACAUGAGUCGAAGCAAAGAGCACAAGUCUUCUCACAAGAAGCAGCGACUUGAUGGCAGAGGGGAAGACAGGACCUCUGCCUUCAGCCCAGAAAGAUUGCACAAGACCUCUUUUAAAGAGCAACUCCAAGAAGCCCCCAUGGCAGGGAGCAGCAAGGAGAAGCAGAGGAUGUCAGAUGGUACCAAGAAGGAGAAGAACCGAGAAAGCAGUGCCUCCAGAAAGGAGAAGUUGCACAUGUUGCCACAUUUGGAAGUGUCUUUGGACAACCAUGUUAAGAAGCAAAAACAUCGGGACUCUGAAAAAAGCAAAUUGGAAAAGCCCAAGCUGAGCCUGGAGACCUCUAAUACAGAGCAGGAGAAACGGAAAGCUGAGAGUGACUCGUCAAAUAGGAUUAAAGAAAAGGGGAUUUCUGGGAGCUUAAAAUCUUCAGAGGGGAAGCGCAAAGUCUCCGAUGUGGACAAAAAAUCAACAGGCUUUUCCUCAAAUUUUGGGGAGGGGGAAGCAGAGGAUGAAUUUGAACAACCUACAAUGUCCUUUGAGUCAUAUCUCAGCUACGACCAGCCCCAGAAAAAGAAAAAGAAAGCAGCCAAACCCUCUGCAUCAGCUGGGGAGAAAGACCAAGGGCACAGCAAACAGAAUGGAUCCAAAGCCAGUACCAACAGCUCAAGCUCAAGUCGGAAAAGUCCAAGCCACAAGCGAACAAGUGAGAAAAAGGCAGAGAAGAAACUACCAGAGCCUCCUCAACCAAAGAGGAUACUUUUAGAUGUGGUACCAACAUUACCAGACAUCCCACUGCCCCCGAUCCAGGCCAAUUACCGCCCUCUUCCUUCAAUUGAGUCCAUUACCUGCUCCCAGACAAAAAGGAAAGCAGUCUCCUCACCAGUGGAAGAGAGCGAAGCGGGUUUUACAGGCCGCCGGUUGAAUUCAAAGAUGCAAGUGUAUUCAGGCUCUAAAACUGCCUACCUCCCAAAGAUGAUGUCUCUGUAUCAGCAAUGUAUCAGAGUCCUCAGUAACAACAUUGACUCAAUCUAUGAAGUGGGUGGUGUCCCUUUCUCAGUGCUGGAGCCAGUAUUGGAGAGAUGCACCCCAGAACAGCUGUAUCGCAUCGAGGAAUGUAAUCACGUCCUUGUUGAGGAUACGGAUCAACUGUGGCACAAUCACUGUCUCCGAGACUUCAAGAAUGAGAAGCCAGAAGAGUUUGAGUCCUGGCGGGAGAUGUACCUUCGACUUCACGACGCACGAGAGCAGCGGCUGCUCAUGUUAGCACGGAACAUCGGCUCAGCUCAUGCCAACAAACCCAAAGGUAGAGUGGCCAAAAUGGCGUUUGUGAACUCUGCAGCAAAGCCCCCUCGGGACGUACGAAGGAGACAAGAGAAGUUUGGAACUGGAGGACCUCUUCUGCCAGAGAAGACCAAAAUAAAACCAGUCCUGUACACAUCUAGCAAAAGCCACGCUCGUGUGAGUGAGGAGCAGUCCUAUGAUGGGCCCAGCACCAGCAGUGCCCAUUCUGUCCCAUCUUCGGGUAGCACCUUCUCCUCCUAUGACCCCAGGAAACCACCAGUGAAGAAAAUUGCACCCAUGAUGGCAAAGACUAUCAAAGCUUUCAAAAACAGGUUCUCUCGGAGAUAAGUUUGCAGUGCAGGUCUGGGACUUUCCCUCUCGUGGGGGAGUGGCACUGAAGGGGGAGAAGGUACCCAAACAGCUCUUUUCUUUGAACUUUUUGGAGGCUGCAGCUGCUGGGAGAAGCUUUGAUCUGCACAAGACAACAGCACAGUAUUUUAUCUUUUAUUCUGGUCCUUUUCUCAGUGUCAAGUCCCCCUCUUUUUCCCCUGCCCUUAACAUCCUGUUUCUAGUUUUGUCAUCUGUCAAAAGAAGGGUGUACAGAAUCUCCUGACGCAAGAAAAUGUGAAGUCUUGGCACCUGCUGAGAGUGGAAAAUCCAGAGACUAUUAACUAUUUAACCUUUUAAUAAAUUAUAAAAUGGUUUUAAUUAAUAUUUUGCCCCUCUAUCCUGCUGGUAUUAUUUAUGUUGCUCCCAGUAGUCUUCCCCCCCUCCCAAUCCAGUACACGGGCCAGCCCUCCUGUGACUAGAGCUGGCAGGAAUCCAUCUGUCUGAGUGGAUACUGGGUGUCAUGGGAGUCUUUCCUCGUGAUCUGGUACCUGCUGGGCCCAAAGUCCCUCCUGGACUCUCUGGAACAGGUAGGACUGGUGGCCCAUCUGCUCGUCGAUCCUUUGGCAAGCGCAUCAAGUCCUGAGGCUUUGCUCUCGUGUAUGUUAAUAAAAUUUUAGCUCUCAACCUUCUCUCUGCUGUUACUGUAGAUCUUGUACGGAUGCUUACGUUGUUGUGCAGGGAUGUCAGGAGCCAUUGGGGACUUUUUCUCUGCUGCUGUUGUCUUCUGCUGGCUACUGGGAAUAAAACUACGAGGGGUUUAGGGAGAAAUUUUACUGUGCACCAAGUCAGAUUUUAAC